This is a messenger RNA of Homalodisca vitripennis (glassy-winged sharpshooter), 849 nucleotides long. Its product is annotated as persulfide dioxygenase ETHE1, mitochondrial-like. Gene Ontology annotation, molecular function: sulfur dioxygenase activity. The record is from RefSeq and is a predicted model, not a curated record. Gene Ontology annotation, biological process: glutathione metabolic process; hydrogen sulfide metabolic process. NCBI's taxonomy places the organism in Eukaryota, Metazoa, Arthropoda, Insecta, Hemiptera, Cicadellidae.
UUCAUCAAAGUUAUAUUGUUAAAAACUAUUCUAGUUGCAAACAAAAGAAAAUGAACACUGGCGAGCAAGCUUCUCUUUCACCAGACUUCUUUUUUCGCCAGCUGUUUGACACCGAGAGUAGUACUUACACGUAUCUGCUGGCUGAUGUCACAUCAAAAAUAGCUGUUUUAAUUGACCCAGUGUUGGAACAUGCAGAGAGAGAUGCAAAAUUGAUAAAUGAACUUGGUUUCAGCCUCAAAUAUGCAAUGAAUACUCACAUGCAUGCAGAUCAUAUCACUGGUACUGGAGUACUCAAGAAGAUGCUACCAGGCUGUAAAAGUCUCAUUUCCCGCUGCAGUGGUGCCAUGGCAGAUGUGUAUGUGGACCCCUGUGAUAAUGUGCAAUUCGGCAGCCAUUGCCUAUCAGUUCGAAGUACUCCUGGCCAUACCAGCGGAUGUGUCACGUAUGUGUGUGAAAGUCAAGGUCUGGUGUUCACCGGAGAUACUCUGCUGAUACGAGGCUGUGGCCGCACAGACUUCCAAGAGGGUGAUGCAGCAACUCUUUACAACUCUGUACAUACUCAGAUAUUUACCCUUCCUGACAACUUCAAAAUUUAUCCUGCUCAUGACUACAAAGGUCAAACGUGCAGUACAGUCCUUGAAGAGAAGACAUACAAUCCUCGACUGACAAAACCAAAAGCAGAAUUUAUAAAACUGAUGAAUAAUCUCAAUUUGCCCUAUCCAAAGAAAAUUGAUAUUGCUGUUCCCGCUAACAAAUGUUGUGGAAUUCAACAAGAUUGAGCUGAAGUGUAAAAUUAAUAAUUUGUUGUUAUAACUUUUGUAUUAAAUUUUUGUUGGUUUUGGUCAUCUA